This is a messenger RNA of Cuscuta campestris, 1127 nucleotides long. The record is from the annotation of a GenBank genome assembly. NCBI's taxonomy places the organism in Eukaryota, Viridiplantae, Streptophyta, Magnoliopsida, Solanales, Convolvulaceae.
AAAUCUCUAUUUUCAAACUAAAACCGGUGGGUCAUCAUCCGCAUCCAGCAGCCAAAGAGAAAAAUUAGGCAAUCUCUAUUUCGCCGCAUCGUUUUUUUCUUCAUCUUUUCUCCCCCUUCCAUCUCUUACGUCCCUCUUUUUUUUCCCUGAAGUUUUCCGAUUCCGGGGAGAAACCUUGUACUGUAAUAAUUUGCGUUUCCCGGGAGAAUUUCACAUCAAUUUCUCUUCCUCGUCCUUUUCCGGGAAUUUCCAUACCAAUUGUGUAUUGUGAUCGAGGAUUGGGAAAAUUGGCUUAUCUGUUGAGGGACAUGCGUUGCUUAUAAUUGAAUAGGAAGGGGUGGAGCUAUGAUCUUCUUAGGCUGAUUAUAUAUUUGAGAUAACUAUUUAUAAAAAAUAAAAAUAAAAAAUUCAUUGUUUGGGGUGUGGUUGAUUGCGCAUUACUCCAUGGAUUCUGAAAACGCGUCCCCAAGGUCAGCUAGUCCGGUCAAAUGCUGUGAUUGUGGGUGCAGCAGCUGUUCAAAGAUGGAGGGAUCCUUUUAUAGCACGUGGGCCCGCAACAUGAAACGCAAGUACGAUGAGCACGAUGUCAUCUUACCUCAUACGGCACGUAUUGACAUUGAAAAUGAAUGUGCCGCCCUCCGUGAGAUGGUCAGCAAGCAGCAACAGACAAUAUUGGAUUUGAGCAUUGAAUUGGAAAAGGAGAGAAAUGCGUCCUCGUCCGCAGCUAAUGAAGCAAUGUACGGGUAUGGGCUGUCAAACAACAAUGCAGGAUUGCUAAUGCUACUAAACAAAGGGCCGUGCGUGGGCCAGUGGAGAUGUCUUUCAAGCACUCAACUCUGAAAUGUCUUAUUCAUCAGCGUUGUUUAUUUGUGGACCCUCCUAUUGUGGGAUCCCAACUGUUGUUGUUGUAUUUCGGGUGACUUACUUCUUGGCAUGGUUGAGGCAGUGCUGCUUUCAUUUUCUCUCCCCAUCCAAACAAACUAUUAUGCGUGUGGGCGGGCUUUUAUAGAAAAGGGCUUACUCCCAUGUCGAGAAGAGUAGACUCUUUCCUUUGUCCAUAACAUUUGUGCAUGUUUUUUCUGUACGCCCCAUAUUGAAUUGAGGAUGAAUCAAAUGUUAUUAGGUAA